This is a messenger RNA of Vombatus ursinus (common wombat), 2474 nucleotides long. RefSeq names its product pseudouridine synthase 7 (gene PUS7). The record is from RefSeq and is a predicted model, not a curated record. Gene Ontology annotation, biological process: pseudouridine synthesis. The coding region runs from base 104 to 2203 and encodes 699 amino acids. Lineage: Eukaryota; Metazoa; Chordata; Mammalia; Diprotodontia; Vombatidae. Gene Ontology annotation, molecular function: pseudouridine synthase activity; RNA binding. The transcript has 17 exons. Gene Ontology annotation, cellular component: nucleus.
GGAAGGGCUUCGGCCGCCCGCGGCUCCGGGCCUCUCUCCGCAAACCCUCCCUCGGGCCGCGGCGCUCGCUGAUUAUCUUAGAUGCUGUCUUGGGACCUUAAAAAUGGAGACAAUGGAAGUGACUGGAGUAUCUAUGAAACGUUCUCUUUCCAUUGAUGAAAAUGAUGAUCUAGCUCAAGCUGAUGAAGCUAAAAGGCAGAAGGUCUCAGAAUGCCAUUUGGCUAAAGAUCAGGAGACUUUGGAUGAUGGUUGUGCCCUGAACAAUGAGACUGUAACCAGACAGUCAGAAACCACAACUGCCAGAGAAGGUAGAAUCAAUGUUGAGGCCCAGAUUGAAGAAGAGGAAGAGGAGGAUGGACUUUUGGAAGAGGGAGAGGAGGAGGAGGAGGAGGAUGGAGAGAGCUUUGCCGAUAUGAUGAAGCAUGGACUCACCGAGGUGGAUGUUGGCAUCACAAAGUUUGUGAGUUCUCAUCAAGGCUUCUCAGGAAUCUUAAAGGAGAGAUACUCCGACUUCAUUGUUCAUGAAAUAGGGAAAGAUGGCCGUAUAAGCCAUUUGGAUAACUUAUCCGUGCCAGUGGAUGAUGAGGAUCCUUCUGACAAUAUAUUUACAGUUCUGACAGAAGAAAAUAAGCAGCGUUUGGAAGAACUUCAGCUUUUUAAGAAUAAAGAAACUAGUGUAGCCCUUGAGGUUUUUGAAGACACCAAAGAGAAAAGAACUAUUAUCCAUCAAGCAGUGAAAUCUUUGUUUCCUGGAUUAGAGACAAAAACAGAGGAAAGAGAUGGGAAAAAAUAUAUCGUGGCUUACCAUGCAGCUGGGAAAAAGGCUUUGGCAAAUCCAAGAAAACAUUCUUGGCCAAAGUCUAGGGGAAGUUACUGCCACUUUGUAUUAUACAAGGAAAACAAGGACACCAUGGAUGCUAUUAAUGUACUUUCCAAAUUUUUAAGAGUUAAACCAAACAUAUUUUCCUACAUGGGAACCAAAGACAAAAGGGCUAUAACUGUUCAAGAGAUUGCUGUUCUUAAAAUAACUGCGCAAAGACUUGCCCAUUUGAACAAGUGCUUAAUGAACUUCAAGCUGGGCAACUUCAGCUACCAGAAAAACCCUCUGAAGUUGGGAGAACUCCAAGGAAAUCAGUUCACUGUUGUCCUCAGAAAUAUAACAGGAACUGACCAUCAAGUACAGCAAGCAAUGAACUCUCUCAAGGAAAUUGGAUUCAUUAACUACUAUGGGAUGCAGCGUUUUGGGACUACAGCUGUCCCCACAUAUCAGGUUGGAAGAGCCAUCUUACAAAACUGCUGGGAUGAAGUCGUAGAUUUAAUAUUGAAACCUCGUCCUGGAGCCGAAAAGGGGUACUUGGUCAAAUGCCGAGAAGAGUGGGCCAAGACCAAAGAUCCUGAUGCAGCCCUCAAAAAACUACCUGUCAAAAGGUGUGUGGAAGGGCAGCUGCUUCGAGGACUUUCAAAAUAUGGACUGAAGAAUAUUGUGUCUGCAUUUGGCAUAAUACCAAGAAAUAACCGUUUGAUGUAUAUUCAUAGUUAUCAGAGUUAUGUGUGGAAUAACAUGGUGAGCAAGAGAAUUGAAGAGUAUGGACUGAAGCCUGUUCCAGGGGAUCUCGUACUUAAAGGAGCUACAGCCACAUACAUUGAGGAAGCAGAUGUUAAUUCCUACUCCAUCCACGAUGUGGUGAUGCCUUUACCUGGUUUUGAUGUUCUCUACCCUAAGCAUAAAAUUAGUGAGACUUAUAAGGAAAUGCUAGCUGCCGACCAUCUAAAGAUUGACAACAUGAAACAUAAAAUCCGAGAUUAUUCCUUAUCAGGUGCCUACCGAAAGAUCAUUAUUCGCCCUCAGAAUGUCAGCUGGGAGGUUGUUUCCUACGAUGAUCCUAGAAUUCCACUUUUCAACACAGAUUUGGACAACCUAGAAGGAAAACCCCCACCUGUGUUUGCUGCUGGACAAAUCCAGGAGGUUGUGGGCAAGGGAACGGGCCAGUGGUUGAAAGAAUGGUCCAGCCAUUUUGGAAACAGUUUGGGAUUGUACAAGAAAAGAAGGCAAAUACAGGGCCCUGAAGAUGGAUUUCUCCCUCCCUCCUUCGACAUAUGCGACAAUGGCCAUUCGAGAAGUACUAAAAAUGGAUACGAGUAUCAAGAAGCAGACACAGCUGAAUACUACCUGGCUCCGCUGACGCGCUCUCUGAAGAUCUGAAUAUGGGGGGAAAUAGCAGCACCUGGGCUCGUUGGUCUUUGUCUUAUUAGCACAAACCCCAUGUGGGUUCCAAUAAUUUGUAGCAAAAGACUAUUUGUAUUUUUUUUCAAGUUUUUAUUAGCUUAAAUCAAUAAUUUGCAAUGUUUGUACAAAUGUUCAAAUUUUGGAGAUCCUAACUAAAGUUGAAAACAAGAAAUUGGUUGGUUUAUUUUGUGUGUGUCUUCACACAUACACACAGAGGAUGCACAGAGGUGAGAGAGGAAUAAUCGGU